Messenger RNA from Drosophila sechellia, 1554 nucleotides. RefSeq lists its product as uncharacterized. Gene Ontology annotation, molecular function: DNA binding. The coding region runs from base 297 to 1199 and encodes 300 amino acids. The transcript has 2 exons. The record is from RefSeq and is a predicted model, not a curated record. Lineage: Eukaryota; Metazoa; Arthropoda; Insecta; Diptera; Drosophilidae.
GGUUUCUAGACAACAGUUAAAAAAUUUUGUCGGUUGUGCUUUUUGAAAGCAGAUUUGCAGAAGCACACAGCAAAAGCAUCACAGAAACAGAAUCCAUGAGCGAGAGGAGCUGUGGAGAGAAGCAGCAGAAAGCAAAAAGCAACAUGUUCAGUGUCAGUUGUGGAGCAGCAGUUGCUCGAAGUGGUUAUCGUUUGUGCUUUUUCCCUUAGUGCUUUUUGGCACGAGGGACCAAUGCCAAAGUGGGUUCUCUAAAAAUAGAAAGCAUUUCCAAAAACGAUCAUAUAUUAAACGCGGCCAUGAAUAGUGCAGCACCGCCGGGUGUGUUGGGACUACCCUAUCGAUUUUCGGAUGAGCGUACGGUCAAGUUCGUAGAGCUUUACGGAAGGGAACCUUGUCUCUGGAACAAGCGACCCUAUUUGCGACGAGCUCGAAACGCCGCCUAUCGGCGAAUUCAGUCCGGGAUCAAUGCUGAUAUUGAACCAUACGAAUCAGGUCUUACCAUCCAGGGCGUCAAGAUGAAGAUCAAGAAUCUCCGUACUGGGUACCACCAGGAGCUGAAGAAGAUCCGAACUAUUCCGGGAUAUCAGCCUAAGACGCCCUGGUUUGCCCCACUUCACGGAUUUUUGGCAGAGUUCUUGGACAAGAAUGAGUUGGAAACAUCAAUUCCUCAACUAAAGCGUCUACAGAUUCGACUUACUAGACUGAAGCCGAUUAAGAUUCAGACGGAGAUUAAGCCAGAUCCCGAUGACUUGUCUGCCCCCGAGAGGCCGUUGGAUCCUACACCCUCUUCCUUAUUUACCGUUCUGCCAGCACCUAUGCCCAUGGAGGAGCCUCCAACUCCACCGCCCUCCCUGUCCAAGAUCGGAGACAUCAUCUCACCAGCACAUCCAGCUCCAGCGCCUGUUCCGAUGGCAGGGAACUGUCCUUUGUCGACAGCCUGCUCCAUUUCUGAAAAAAGUGAUGUCUUGGGAUUGGGCCUGGGAUCAUCGGCAGCGGGACGGACGAAUGGAAUUGGCCUCGGAGUUGAAAUGCGAGGCGAGGACGAAUUCACCUACUUCGGGUUGAGCGUUGCCGCGCAAAUCCGUAAUAUGCCAUUGGCCAGUGCCAUGCUAAUGCAGUCGAAAAUCCAGUAUAUGCUCUCUAUGGAACGUCGUAAGAUUAACGGCCAUCCUGGCGAUAUGGACAUAUUAUUUACCUAAAAACUAAGAUUCUUUUGUACAUUAUGGAGAUUACAUUCCGUUAAAUCAAUCUGUGAAUAUGAUUAUACGUUAUUUGCUUGUAUAAUUUGGCAGAACAUUAACCGUGCUUAUGUGAUGUGUUCUUGUUAGAAAACACUCUUGAAGUAUCAUAUUGGAUUAAACUCAACGACAAAGCAACCUCGUGUUAAAUAUAAGUUACAAUAAGUUUAUGAUAAGUGCGAAAAUAAGAAGAAAAAUAUAUUUUUGUUCAUACCAAAUCGAAGACUUCGAAUUUAAAUUUAUGUAAAUUAAACCUUUGGUGUACUUAUUAUGUGCAUACGGACAGCAAAAAUAAAACAACAAAAUAUUUAAAAAA